Messenger RNA from Lucilia cuprina (Australian sheep blowfly), 1293 nucleotides. RefSeq lists its product as uncharacterized. Gene Ontology annotation, molecular function: DNA binding. NCBI's taxonomy places the organism in Eukaryota, Metazoa, Arthropoda, Insecta, Diptera, Calliphoridae. The transcript is spliced from 2 exons. Gene Ontology annotation, biological process: regulation of transcription by RNA polymerase II. Bases 192 to 1142 code for a protein of 316 amino acids. Gene Ontology annotation, cellular component: transcription regulator complex; nucleus. The record is from RefSeq and is a predicted model, not a curated record.
CGAAGUUUCUAUUGCUAGUCGCCGCCGUUACUCACUUUCGUUGACGCCGAUCUCUUGUAAAUGGCGUUUUUAUAGACGCUCGUACUAAAUUUUGUAAGUAAAAAUUUUAGCUGAAAAUUAGCAUCCAAAAUAGAAAUAUAAAGUGUGGCAUAACAUAAACAAAACAAAAAAAAGCGAACAACACUUUAAAAAUGAUCGGUUUUCAUCCUACCGACUUAAUAAGGGAAGUCAAGGCAAGACCGGGAAUUUAUAAUAAAGAUUUUUUGGACACACCACCAAGGGAGCAUAAACGUCGCCUUUGGCUGGAAGUAGCAGAAAAUCUAACACCAACCGAGGAUUGGGAAUCAUAUACAGAUGUUGAAAAGGAAGCCAGAGUGGAUGAAAUAUCCACAAAGUGGAAACACAUGAAGGAUCAUUUUUAUCGUGAAAUCAAAUUGCAGGAAGCGGGUGAGGCUCAUAAGAAACGUAAAUAUAUAUAUUUUGAUGAUAUGGAAUUUAUGCGUCCCUUUGUGGGCUACAAAUUGCCGGCACAGAACAGACGGAGGGCCAAUAAUAAGUCUUUGGAAUCUUUAGAUGAUUUAGUGUCCCAAGACACCGACGACUUGGAUAUGGAUGAGUUUCUCAAGUCUACCGACAAUCUAGACUCUAGACCCAAUAGUUCUCAGCAAAAAGAACUGCCGAGACGUUCACCCCUGAAAAGAGCGGUAAAGCCUACACCUAAGGCUUUGCAAAAUAAGUCUAAUAUUAAACCGGUUAAUGUUGUUAGGAAAACACCUGAAACUAACAAUAAUCCCAGCUUUAAAAUACGUGAUGGUGAUAUAUCCUUCUGUCUCUCACUAGUGCCAACUUUGCGUAAAUUAGGUGAUGGUCGUAAAUUGAGGGCAAAGAUUGAAAUACUUAAGGUGUUACAUCGUUAUGUGGAACAUUUGGAAAGACGUAAUUUAGUGAAUCGUCAAAAUCACCAUAAUGCCACACAAAGUGCCAAUAACAUAGACGAUGAUAUGGAUGAGGAUCAUUUGGAGGAGUAUGAUGACAAUAUUGUUAAACAUGAACAACAUGAUGAUCCUUUAAAUGGUGGCGGCGGCGGAGGAGCAGGAGGUGGUGCUGCCGGUGGUGGUAAUACCAAAACCUGGUGGACUUAAUGAAGCGGUGGGCUGAAGAUAAAGUGAAACAUAAAACCUAGUAAAUUGUUGAAAUACAAGAUUAAGUUAAGAAUCAUUUUAACGUUAACAAACAAGCAGACAAAUAUGCAAAAGUAUAUGAUUUCUCGGAAGACCAAAGGAAGAUAUAGUG